CAAGUCAACUUCAUCAACGCACUCCCCACCGGCUAUACCGUCUUCAUGCGUGUCGAAUACACCAGCACCAGCGAGAAAGAUCCUUCUUUCCGCAUGGCUUAUGUGUUUGGACAUCCCAGUGGUGGCACUUUUGAUUCGAUGAGGUCGUUUUCUAGACAUGUGCUUGGAAUUCUUCAGGAUAGUGUCGGUGUUUGCAAUUGUCGUCUUUGU
Aureobasidium pullulans EXF-150 is the source of this 210-nucleotide messenger RNA. RefSeq lists its product as uncharacterized. The annotation marks the transcript as partial. NCBI's taxonomy places the organism in Eukaryota, Fungi, Ascomycota, Dothideomycetes, Dothideales, Saccotheciaceae. The record is from RefSeq and is a predicted model, not a curated record. The transcript has a single exon.